This is a messenger RNA of Maylandia zebra (zebra mbuna), 4671 nucleotides long. RefSeq names its product transmembrane protein 163a (gene tmem163a). NCBI's taxonomy places the organism in Eukaryota, Metazoa, Chordata, Actinopteri, Cichliformes, Cichlidae. Gene Ontology annotation, molecular function: zinc ion binding. The record is from RefSeq and is a predicted model, not a curated record. Gene Ontology annotation, cellular component: synaptic vesicle membrane.
UCUGCAAUUUAUCGCUUUGUCGCAUCUAACCCUAAACUGUGUCUAAGUGGCUCAGCCAGCAGGGUUUUUGCACUGAUCCUACAGUGCUCACUUCUCUCAGAGGGAGUUGCUUCGCUGCUGAUGCUACGAAGAUAAAUCCGUUAUCUCCCAGCUUGUCUUAUCGCCAUCUCUUCUCUCUCCCCUCUGCGUAACUGAGUCGACACCGGUGGCAUAUUGGACGCGCUGGAUGGCUGCUGCACUUAUCGAACCGGUGUGAAUCUUUUUUCCAUCAUCCUCAUCUUCCUCUGAGACUGAAAGCAAAACAACCGCAGUAAGAAUGACAGACCAGGUGACCCAAGAGUCCUACCCCGUCCCAGACCCGACUGUUGUGGAUCCCUGCCCGGCAACGGUGCGGAACGGCCAGUGCGCCCCGGAUGGCUUCACCAACCACAAUCACCAGCAAGCCAAAACCCCCACGGAGCCUGAGUCAUUCACCGUGGGCCAGGAGAUGAAAAUCACAGACACGGUGGAGGGAGAAGGUCUCCUGGAGAGCAGCAUGCGCCUGAAGCCCCAUGAAGCACAGAACUACAGGAAGAAGGCGCUCUGGGUGUCUUGGCUCUCCAUCGUCGUCACUCUUAUUCUGGCUGUGGCAGCUUUCACUGUAUCGUUUAUGAGACACAGCGCGUCAGCAUUUGGAUUCGCCUUUGAUGCCACGCUGGAUGUCAUGUCAUCAGCCAUCGUCCUGUGGCGCUACAGCAAUGCAGCAGCUGUGCACUCUGCACACAGAGAGUAUAUAGCAUGUGUCGUCCUUGGGGUUGUGUUCGUUCUCUCCUCUAUUUGUAUUCUUGGAAAGGCCAUCCACGAUCUGGCUACCAGGAUGCCCCCCAAAGUGGACGACUUCCUCUUUAGUGUGUCCAUAGUGAGUGGGCUCACAUGUGCUGUGCUGGCUGUGGCCAAGUUCAUGCUGGGAAGAGUGCUGACUAGUCGGGCACUUAUCACUGAUGGGUUUAAUUCUCUGGUUGGAGCAAUCAUGGGAUUUUCCAUUCUAAUCAGCGCCGAAGUUUUCAAGCAUCAUACUGACGUCUGGUUUCUGGAUGCCACCAUUGGAGUUCUAAUGGGACUUAUUAUUUUGGCAUAUGGGGUCAAGCUCCUGAAGGACAUGGUUCCCCGUGUGAGACAGACAAGGAACUACGAGCGCUUUGAAUGAGAGACCUGUGUGCCGACCAGACGAGCAGGUUCUAACAUACUCACGCACCUGCACACCUGGGUGCCUCCUGCCCCGCCUCUCUCUGUAUUUCAUACACCUGUUCAUCCACAUUUCAUUACACACUGACAGGGACCGUACACACUCCCAUAGACAUGUAUACACACACACACACACAAUCUGUACAUACUGUACAUACAUUUAAAGAUUAAUACAUGUGUCAGACACACACACACACACACACACACACACACACACACACACACACACACACACACACACACAGACCUGAGAGAUUCUGAGAAGGACGUGAUGGAAGAGUAUCCUCCUAUAAAGGAAGUAUUUCUGAUUAUUUCUCCUCGUCUUUGCGUUUUGUACAAUAAAGCACCAAUAAAAAGAAGAAACGAUGACACAAAACAGAAGAAAUAUUCAAGAACUGCUUUGGAUUUGUUCAAGUUGGACAUACAUCACUUGCUGCUAAGAGGACAUCAUUGAAGCCAUAGCUGAAUUUUUUUUCAAACCAAUAGGAAAGAUUGUAGGUUUUGCUUAAGUGAAAAUAAUGCAUGUUAUCCCAAAACUCGCUUCAGGAACGUGUUUUAUUUGUGACCCUGUAAUAAACGGAGGCUGCCGGCUAACUUAUUUCGUUAUUUAUUUUGUAGUUUUCUGGUUAUCGUAAAGCACAUAGGACAGAGAUGAAAUGAAAACUUGUCAUCACCCUCCUCAUGUCAGUGCAGCCUUUCUACCUCCUAGUUUGUAUCGGGAAGACAGCGAGAGAGGAAGCAGGAAGCAGGGAGAGAGACUCAGGCAGAGCAUGCUGAGUCAGCAAAUGCUGCUACCUCUGAACACAAAAGCACCUACGAACGCUACACCUAAAGCUAACGAGAAACAGAGAGGACUGGAGACACCAAGUACAAGCACUUGUCAUAAAAUGAAACAUAAGAGCACAAAUCUCAAUGUAUUUCUCCCAUUUAUAUUACACUGCACACUCUGCUCAAUAUUUCAGAAAGGAUCACUUUAGAAGUGAAAUUUUUUUUAUUUCUGUGUGCAGCAAUUUGUACCAGAGCCACAGAACAACAAAGAUAGCAUUAAUUUAGAAAGUAUGGCAAAGAGUAGGAGCAGUGAUGGUGGGUUCCAAAGCAGCUUGCAGCCUAAAACAAUGCUACACAGACUGCUUGAUGUGGAAUUUGUCACUCAGCUGUGGUCUGACUGACCUUAGGCUGUGCUUUAUUUAAUUAACCUUUUGCUUAAAGCUUAUAGUGAAGUCAUUUUUAGGAAAAGCAGACAUGUUUGUGUUCAGACUAACAAUUAAAACUCAUGAAUCGUGACGACAUGGGCACCAAACCCAUUUGUUUAUGUUGUUAAUUUGGUCUGGGAUUUAUUAGGUUCAUUAAUGCCGCUUAUUCUCCUCAUUUUGUCUGUAAGCACGAUGUUUGAACCAUUAAAGCAGCGGUGGCUCUAAGCACAGUGUCAGAGAUCACACAGCCUGUAAAAUGUCAUUGGCAGAGACAGUGUUCGUCUGUGCUUCCUCUUUGUCCUGCAUGUUUCCAUUCCGUUAUCAGUCAUUACUCCGUGCAAUGAAUGGAAUGUAAAUACGAAGCACACGGUCUGUAAAUAUGUUCGCCGCAUUGUUUGGGUGCAUCAGUAUCAAAAGGUCACACAUCGUCACAGUGCUGUACGGCUGACGUGAGAGUAGACAAUAUAUAGUUAAAGUACAGACUGAUCAAUGUUGCGUAUAAUUACAAAUGUUUACUCCGUAGUGUGCAUAUACUGUAAAUGUCGUUUUACAUAUUACUGUAGAUUAUCGUUGACAUAAAAUGAUGAGUCUUACUGUAAGUUUUUUGCACUGUAGGUGAAAAUAUCUGACUGGAUGUAGGCGGAUUCCAGCAAUGCUGUCCAAGGCAAACUUCACUUAUAAAAACAAUUUCUUUAACAUGCUGAAAAAGUUACAGGUGAUCACGUCCACAUAUUACCUGCUAGCACAAAUCGCUAAUAUUUUACUAUAAUACUGUAGGUAUUACAAGCUCAGAUAUUAGAUAACCAAGCAUGUAAAAACUGGGCAUUUAAAAGCAACAUAUAGACUCAUAUUCAGUAUUCAGCUGGUGGAGCCAUGAUGUAUGUGCGCCCUCUUGUGGCUGGAAUUGUCACAACAGCAGUCUUAAUUAAUAUUCAGUCGUGUAAAUUUAUCCCCAGCUGAAAGCCUUGGGCACUGGCUGUGGAGAGGCCUACAUCCACUCUGCACUGUAAUUAUCAACUCUGAGUCGGCUGGACGUGGUGCAGAAUUAUUGGUAUUAUCUUUAGUUUCAUUGUGUGAAGAAUAUGAUUAAGAUAUAAAGUGAAGGUGUGAUUCAGCUCGCACCAUUUCUACUCACCAACAGCACACUGAUUUGUAAUGCCCCUCUCCCUCUUUAAUGCAUAGAAGACAAUCUUUACAAUGGCUUUUACUAGCAAAGCUCAGUGUUUACAUGCUAAAGCCACAGUGUAAGGCACAGAACAAACUCAUCAUGCUUUACAGUAGCUCUGUUGCUCAUUUAAAGUAAACUGCUAUGUUGGAUAAAGUGGACACUGUUUUGAAGUUGGCAGCAAAAUCCUUUCUACCUCUCUUCUUUGCACUUGCUUUUAUUUUCAUGCCACAUCUGUUGUGUGCAUUCAAACCCCCCUAAUGUUUAGUCCGGGUGCUGCGACUGAGGCCCUGGUUACUCGAUUCCUCCUUAGCAACGGAUAGUCUCUGAAAGUGUUGCACUCGCUGCUGCCAGUCGUGGGGAUUGUGCAACAACUGAAUGCCAAAAAUGUCAAAUGUAACUGAUGAUCACUGCAGUUGCGUUUAAGUCAUCUAAAAUGUUUUGUUUUCAUUUUUCUCCAUCUCUCUUAAUAACAGGAACCCUGAAACAUGAAUAUCUUGUUAUGAUAUGUUGCACAAACCUCUCAUUAAUUGAAGAAUGGCAUGAUACACGAAAACCAUUUCAUUAUUUCAUUGAAACAUGUCAGAAAUAUGACCACUUCUGUAGCUUAAUGAACUGUGCCAAAUCAUUCAGACCAUUUGUCAGCUCUGUUGAAAUGUGUGUAUCUUUGGUGUGCUUGUAAUGAUGAAUGAACUUCCCAUUGACCCAAGAAAAGGCAUCAAACUAUCAAUUCUGCAGAGUUUCAUGAGAUUAUAAUAGCAAUACUAACCACUCCUCUGUUGCUAUAGGCUUUGCAUGGGCUUGUAAAAAAUCCUUACACUUUCAGUGGUUACAAAUGCAUUAAACACACACACACACACACACACACACACACACACACACACACACACACACACACACACACACACACACACACACACACACAGACAACCAAAUUUACAAUAAAUCAAGACUAUGUGACAUAAUUGUUUGUACAAUAUCGACAUUGGUGGUAUUGCAGAUGAUGUAAUCACUAUUUAUUUAUGUAAACGAAACAAUGAAAUAUCUCUUUGUCAAAGAGAAAUGUUUUAUUGAUCAAUAAAGUUUUAU